Molecule: messenger RNA, 414 nt
Organism: Oikopleura dioica
Lineage: Eukaryota; Metazoa; Chordata; Appendicularia; Copelata; Oikopleuridae
Source: the annotation of a GenBank genome assembly
AUGGAAGCAAUCGUUGAAGCAGUGUACCGCGAUGAACCAUUUCCAGUGGAAAUGACAAAUGAUAUGCUGGACCAGCUUGAUCCUAGCUCCGGAAAGACGCCUCUCGAACUUGCAGCAUGUCUUGGGAAGCCUGCUACGAUUGCGGCUAUCCUAAAAGCCCGUCCAGAUUUGUUGCAUAAAGAAGGAGUUUCUGGCUUCACCCCUGUUCAGUUGUCUAGUUUCUGGGCGAAUAAAACUGGUUUUGAAGCGCUUUUCGCUGCCGGUGCCAAUAUCAACUCUCCAGCAGUCAACGGAUUAGAUUGUAAAGCGAUCGCUGUCUCCGCCGGCCACGCUGACUUUGCCAAAACUAUCGACGAAAUUGUUAAUUCAAAAAGCAGCAAGUCAGCACCAAAGGGCAAAGGAAAGAAAAAGUAG